GCCUGUUUGUGUCAGAAGCUAGACAAGAUGAUCUUGAAGUUCUUCUGUCUUUAAGCUUCCCCUAGGAGUGGUGUCUAAAUCAGCAGUGGGCAGCAGGGCAGGAUCCAGUCCCAGAAAAUCCAGCUUGUAAGUAGCCAAAGGAGCAUUGCUGAGUCUGUGCUGUAUGUAGAGCCAGAAUGGGUCUGGCUGUAGAUCAGCUCUGUGGCACACCUGGCCUAAACACCUGCCUGUGAAUAAACAUAGCACUGAAUGCAUAAGAAGUAGUCUUGCAGUCGUUCAGGCUGCUCCCAAGUGGAAAGCAGGCCCUGCAGGAAAAACUGGGUUCGUUUGUUAGCCUAAGACCUCUUUCCCAGUCUGCCUGCCUGCCUGCCGCAGUGAAACAAUUGGAAUGAUCUGUUCCAACUUUCUAGAAAUUUACAGCUGAAUUGUUUUGUUUAGAGCAUCAGAGAUUUUCCCUGACUUAGGACCAAAUUCUCCUGUUGUUAACACCUGAAGUUCUCUUAACAAGUCAUCAUUCCUGCUCUGUACAAUGUGCACAGUACGAGGUAAUGGAGAGUUGGGCCCAAUGGGGCAAUGGUUUCACAAUGUAAUUCUGGUGGCCUUAUCCUAAGGAGCACAGCCUAGAGUCAGGCUGAUGGCAGAAAAAUGUCUGAGAAGGUGCAGUGGCCUUGAGAAGACAAAAUUCUACCUAAAUGUAUUUUUGACCCUUGGGCUUAUCUGUUUAAGUAUUUGUGUAAUGCAACUUCUGAAUAAAGGAUGUGGUCAGUCUUUCUCAGUAAGUGCAAGCUGUACUCAUCAAGAGCUGCCAGUUCACUUGACUAUCAAAAUUGCAGUCCCUUGGAGCACAAUCUUUCCCAGUCUGCCAUCAUUCCUGUGAAUCUAAUUAGUUUAGUUUAAUUAGAUGGUGAAACACCAAGAGUUGUGCUUUACCCCUGUAACAAUCAGGAGAGGAUGCAAGUGCCUUUCUCCUUGGCUCAACUGUAGCCACCACUGUGGUCACUGGAAGUUCACUUCUUUCAGCAGAUCUUCCACUGCUAAUUAGGAUUACUUCUUCAAGGGAAACCUCAGGGUCGACACACUGCCAAGCACUAGGAUCUCCCUGCUCUGCCAAAUAUAGUCUUCCUGAUGAGAUAGGAAGCGAAAAGCCACAGUGCUUAGGGAGCAUGGUAGAAACCAGUAGCAAUCCAUGUUGAGAAAUGCAUUUUGAGUUACUGCCUUGCAACUGAGCCUUUGUGAUGUUUCUGUUGGACUGAGCAUGUGGGUCCAGAAUCACAGUUAUCAGUAUUGUCAGCGUCUCUCCCAGCAAACGUGUUCUUGUGAGCAGUGUCAGCUCCCAUUUCUUGGAAGACUUGCUCAAUGAAGCCUCAGCUUCCGGUGACAUGCAGCAAACUUGCAGGAAGGCCUCGUGUGGGAGGUGUCCCUGGGAUGAGCCUGACCCUUAUCUUGCCAGCCAGCUGCAAGGGGAUCAUCCGGGAGCUCAGCUAUGCAGCUGCAAACACUCUUGCACUGGCUGGUCUGCCCUAAGACCUUCCUCUUGUGUUGUAAAACCAGCAAGAAAGCAAGGAUUGAACUGCUCUGAGCUCUCGCAUCUCCUGUGAAGAACACCACAUCCACCCAACUUUAGACACUCAUCCUUGGAACAAACCAACAGAAGACCUGGGCUGUGGUGUCAGUCCUAGAUUGUGUGGUGUCCACUUACCUGGUCUCCACCUCAUCCAGUUUCACCAGGGGAGUGUUUGCAGGUGAAGAUGAACAGUGGAAUUCUCUUCUUGUCCCUCCUUGGCUUUCUCCCACUUGUGACACCCACGUGUCCUGCGCCAUGCAAGUGUGCCACCAACAUUAUUGACUGCACAUCAAAAGGCCUAACUGUAGCAAAACUACCAGCUGCUUUCCGCCCUUCAGCUGAAAUUAUCCACCUUGGUUACAACAGGCUCACCUCUAUUCCCAGUGGGCUUUUUGACAACCUAAAGAGCCUCCAGGUAGUCUACCUGCAGGGCAAUCCUUGGGAAUGCAACUGUGACAUCCUGUACUUGCGCUCCUGGCUCCAGUGGCAGCAGAACCGGACCUUAUACAGGGAUGUGAGAUGCACCUCCCCAGCUCACCUGCAGAACCGCAUCAUUGCCUAUCUGACAGAAGAUGAGAUAAUCUCUACGUGCCAGUACUGGUACUGCAGCCUGGCUCUCCUCUCUCAGCUCUGUCUCUUCGUACUCCUUCUCCUCCAGGGUAUCUUGGUUAUCUUCAUCAUUGUCUACCUGCAGAAAUUUCGGAGAAUGACUGCUGAAGCCCGGAGCACCACCCAAGAUCUACAUCAGCAUGCAGAUGCCUGGGCAUCUUCUUCAAGAUGCUCCUACAACAGUGAUUAACAUCACAAGACUGAAGACCCUCCUCCCACCUGGGUGAUGCUGUGCCAAGGUCAUGUGGUUUGUGGUAGCCAAGGGGGACAGUUCAGCGCACCAUCGCAUCCUGACUGCAGUCUGAAGCAGGACUUGAACUGAUCAGACACUUGCUGUAUUUCCAAGGACCUGAUCUUGUGUUUUUUAAUGCUUUAAAGUCUUUAGCAUGAUCUUGAUUGCUUUGCUGGUUUGGUAGACGAAGGAAAUCGUAUAAACUACAGCAACCAGACCUGACUCAAACUGCUCAUAAGCUUGUAGGUGCUAAUGGUGCUUGAUCCCUCCUGUGCUGGAGUAUUUCAGCCAUACUUUCUGCAAUGCUGCUGGUUGCGUUGGGUGGGGUGGGGACAGAGGUGGCCAGCGGGCAGUAAGGUACCGGACUGGGACAGUGGAGAAAUACGGUUUCCUUGGUGCUACCACAGACGGCCUUAGGACAAGUGACUUAAUCUUCUUCUAGCUCAGUUUCCCAUCCGGAGAAGGGAAAGGAUGUUUCUUCUUGCUUGAUGCAUCUUUUCCGGUGUUUUUCUUGGGGGAGGGAGGGAGGGAAUGUUCAGAAGCCUACCCAUUUUACCCUAUCUUCAUUCCUUUUAAUCUGCUUAAGGGUUUUAAUGCUGACUUCAACAUGUACUGAGUCACACUGGGGCCCUGAAUGUUCAAGGGGAAUUCCCCCUUUAAGCCAAGAGUUGUUGAGACCAGGGGCUCUUGCUGGCUCUUGGAACCCAGCACAAGACAUCUGGGCUUUUCAGAGUUCAAACUGCGAAACCCGCUCACGUGCCUGCUGCUGGCUGUGCCCUGCCUUCAUUAUGUUUGGAACAAAGCGAGACUGAAAUAAAGCGAUGGUGCGCGA
Molecule: messenger RNA, 3237 nt
Organism: Falco peregrinus (peregrine falcon)
Lineage: Eukaryota; Metazoa; Chordata; Aves; Falconiformes; Falconidae
Gene: GP1BB
Product: glycoprotein Ib platelet subunit beta
Exons: 2
Coding region: 1749-2363 (204 amino acids)
Source: RefSeq, a predicted model, not a curated record